AAAAUUUAUUUUGUUUGCAAAAUAGCAUUCAUUUGUUUAUCUGUGAAUUAAAAGUUUGACAUUUUAUGUGUGUCUAUUAUUUUUCUUAUCAAUGUCCUGAAAUUCUGCAUCUAAAUAAAAUUGAAAGGUGAACAACUUUUUUCACAUUAUCAAGACAAUUAUCUGAUGGAAGAGAAUCAAGAGGCUCAAAAAUUUAUACCAGGUCCUCCACAACUUCCCCCUUUGUAUAAAGGGCAGAAGAUAAAAACAGGGCCAUACACUACUACAGUUACGGAUGAAAUGGUAGCACAAAGAGAAAGGGAGAACGAACAAUUAUACAGAGCUUGGCGUGAACAACAGCGAAGAAGAGCAAUGGCGCUAGAUGAUGAUGAUUCAGAAUAUAUGGGCGACUUUAAAGAUGACACAGUGAGAAGAAGUUUUAUUAGAAAAAUUUUCUGUAUAUUAACAUUUCAAUUACUAUUUACCUCUGGCAUCAUUGCGGUCUUUUUGUUUGUGGAUGCUGCCAGAAAAUUUAUGAUAAUUCAUUGGUAUAUGUGGAUUAUAGCUAUGAUAUGCUUCACCAUUUCUUUUUGCGCUAUAUCUAUAUCUGAAAGAGCUAGACGGACUCCACCUUUCAAUUAUAUAUGGCUAACUAAAUUGACACUUUCUAUGUCAUAUUUAGCUGCUUUUGUAUCAGUCUUUUUAGAAGUUGAAGUAAUAUUGAUGGCAUUAGGUAUGACAACUUUAAUUACAUUAGGAAUAGGUCUUAUCGCAACAUUUUCUAAGUUUGAUUUAACAAUGAGAACAGGACUGUUGAUGAUCUUUGGACUGGCUUCUGUUGUUUCAAUUUUUGUGAUAAUGAUAGUUCUGCUAUUUACAUAUAUAAGAGUGUUACAUAUAAUAAUCUCAGUUAUAGGAAUGAUUUUAUUAUCAAUGUACUUGUAUUUUGAUGUGCAAACAAUUAUGGGUGGAAGAAGAAUAGAAUUAAGUCCGGAUGAAGUUGUAUUUGCAACAGCACAAAUUUAUGUUGACAUAGUACUGUUAUACCAAUACGUGUUAUUGUUUAUGGCAAGGGCAGUAUUACAAUACAAAGCAGAGAGGAAGGUUUUAGACAUGCAAGUGAUUAGUGUACCCUAUAGAUAUACAGGAAGAGGUUUAGCUCGCUUGCUUACAGAGACUGCAUUUACAUAUGUUGUUGUGAAUUAUUUAUAUAUGUACUUGACAUGUGAGUACAUGCAGAAGUAUUAUCUUGCAAUUAAGAAUCCAGCUCUUGAAGAAUAUAUUGUUGGACCACCACAUAUUUUAGAAGGACCUGAUUCAGAACCCUUAGACCCUGACAUUAUAUAUGAAUUACCUGAUCCAGAAGAUUUUUUGAUAUAUUCUUCUUAA
Messenger RNA from Bombus pyrosoma, 1368 nucleotides. RefSeq names its product protein lifeguard 3-like. The transcript is spliced from 10 exons. The record is from RefSeq and is a predicted model, not a curated record. The coding region runs from base 166 to 1368 and encodes 400 amino acids. NCBI's taxonomy places the organism in Eukaryota, Metazoa, Arthropoda, Insecta, Hymenoptera, Apidae. Gene Ontology annotation, cellular component: membrane.